AUGCUUCGCAUGCACACUCUUUGCUGCUCGCAGUUGGCUCACAACCUGACGCUCUCGAUCUUCGAGCCGGUUGCGAACCACCGGGCAACCCGGAUCGUGUGCACUAUCGGCCCUAGCACACAGAGCGUGGAGGCGCUGAAGGGACUGAUUCAGAGCGGCAUGUCUGUUGCGCGCAUGAACUUCUCGCACGGGUCACACGAGUACCACCAGACAACAAUCAACAAUGUGCGCCAGGCCGCCGCGGAGCUUGGUGUGAAUAUCGCGAUUGCGCUGGACACAAAGGGGCCCGAGAUUCGGACGGGACAGUUCGUUGGUGGCGAGGCCGUGAUGGAGCGAGGCGCGACGUGCUACGUGACGACAGACCCUGCGUUUGCUGACAAGGGCACGAAGGACAAGUUCUACAUCGACUACCACAACCUGUCGAAGGUGGUGCACCCUGGCGGCUACAUCUACAUCGACGACGGCAUUCUGAUCCUGCACGUGCAGAGCCACGAGGACGAGCAGACGCUGAAGUGCACGGUGACUAACGCGCACACGAUCUCUGACCGGCGCGGUGUGAACCUGCCGGGGUGCGACGUGGACCUGCCGGCUGUGUCACCGAAGGACUGCGCGGACCUGCAGUUUGGCGUGGAGCAGGGCGUGGACAUGAUCUUCGCGUCGUUCAUCCGGAGCGCGGAGCAGGUGGGCGAGGUGCGGAAGGCGCUUGGCGCGAAGGGACGCGACAUCAUGAUCAUCUGCAAGAUCGAGAACCACCAGGGCGUGCAGAAUAUCGACUCUAUCAUUGAGGAGAGC
Leishmania mexicana MHOM/GT/2001/U1103 is the source of this 792-nucleotide messenger RNA. RefSeq names its product pyruvate kinase. The annotation marks the transcript as partial. The transcript has a single exon. NCBI's taxonomy places the organism in Eukaryota, Euglenozoa, Kinetoplastea, Trypanosomatida, Trypanosomatidae. Gene Ontology annotation, molecular function: pyruvate kinase activity; potassium ion binding; magnesium ion binding. The record is from RefSeq and is a predicted model, not a curated record. Gene Ontology annotation, cellular component: cytoplasm. Gene Ontology annotation, biological process: glycolytic process.